Drosophila melanogaster (fruit fly) is the source of this 3361-nucleotide messenger RNA. RefSeq lists its product as uncharacterized. The record is from RefSeq and is marked reviewed. NCBI's taxonomy places the organism in Eukaryota, Metazoa, Arthropoda, Insecta, Diptera, Drosophilidae. Gene Ontology annotation, biological process: phosphatidylinositol dephosphorylation. The transcript has a single exon. The coding region runs from base 255 to 1781 and encodes 508 amino acids. Gene Ontology annotation, molecular function: phosphatase activity.
CAGUUGUUGUUGUUGCUGCUGCUGGGCAAACAAGUGUUAAAAACUAUUUGUGCUGCAAUAUUUUCAGCAAUUACCGACCGCCCUCGCCGCUGUUCACCACCCAACUUAACCAGCAACCCAGAUUGGAGCAACAAAAUCCACAAAGGCAUAAAGAAUCGACUUACACAAUAAAACCUUAAUCGGUUGGGUAAACAACUUGAUUGCUGUGAGCAGCCAGUUGGGUUAAUCUCUUCGAUUUGUCAAGUCCAGCAACAAUGAGCCAAACGGAGGCUAGCAAGACACCCAAGAUUCCGGACUCGGAGCCGGACGGAUCGAAGGGCAAAGGGAAGCAACAGCUGGAAACUUACCGGGUAUAUGUGGUCACCUGGAAUGUGGGCAGUCGAUUUCCGGAUAACAUAUCCCUCCGCCAUCUGCUGGGACUGCAGGAUGUGACGGUGGAUAAGGACACGAAGGAGACUAAUGCCCACUUGCCGGACAUCUAUGCGUUGGGGCUCCAGGAGGUCAAUGCCCAGCCGCAGCAACAGGUGUUGGGACUGUUCAAGGAGGAUCCGUGGACGCACAAGGCUAAGGAACUGCUACGCAACUACGACUAUGUGGCCGUAAAGACCGAGCAGAUGCAGGGGCUGCUGCUCAGCAUGUUCGUGAGGCGGCAGCACGUUGAGCACUUGCAGGACAUCGAGGCGGAGUUCACGAGGACCGGUUUCGGUGGCAUUUGGGGCAACAAGGGCGCCGUCAGUGUCAGGUUCACCCUUUACGGCUGCGGACUGGCCUUUGUGGUGGCCCAUCUGACUGCCCAUGACCAUAUGAUGGACGAGCGCAUCGAGGACUACAAGCAGAUACUGGAGAACCAUCACUACCACGUCAAGCGGUAUAGGGAGAUCUACGAUCACGACUAUGUCUUCUGGUUUGGCGAUCUGAACUUCCGACUGCAGGGCAGCGAUUCCUCGACGGAAGUGCGCGAGUUGGUACGCGAUGAGUCCCAGCACGAGGCCCUUAUCCAGCGGGAUCAAUUGUAUCAAGUUCGCGAGAAGUCGCAGCUGGCCUUUCAGGUUCUGCAGGAGCGACUGCCCGCCUUUCCGCCCACCUUCAAGUUCCGCGAGGGCACCUCCGAGUACGACCUGAAGCGGCGGCCAGCCUGGACGGAUCGGAUAAUGUACGCCGUGCAGCCACUGAACCGGCAGCCCGGCAUGCAGCUAUCCAUUGAGCAAUGCUCGUAUAAGUCCCAUCCCCUGUACACCAUCAGUGAUCACAAGCCGGUGACCAGUGACUUUACCAUCAAGCUCUACCCGAAUGUACGGGCGCCCGGCGUGGUGUUCUCGCCUCUGUCGCUCUGGAAGAUUGGGGACGAGAACACGGUGGAGUAUCACAAGCAGGCAGAGUUCGACGAGGGGUCCAACGACUGGAUUGGCAUCUUUCCGUCGGAGUACGCCAGUUUGGCGGAUUACGUAGCCUACGAGUAUGUCAAUCAGGCUGAGUCGCCCUCAUCCUCGGACUCCAAUCACCAACCGGAUCCGUUUGAGACGCCCUCGCAUCAUCGAAGGGGUCGGCAUCAUCACAGGAAUCGCCAGCGACAGCGUCGCCAUCAGGAGGCUAAUGCCCAAGAGUUGGUGCGGCUAGAUUUCGCCGACGAUGUGGAACUGCGUCACGGCGAGCAAUACCUGUUGAUAUAUUUCCGCAGCACCGGAGUCCGGGGCGUGACCAGUUUGGCCGGCGUCAGUGGUGUCUUUGUGGCGGAGAAGCGGCACGGCUCGCCCCAUCGGACGGAGUACCAUGUUGACUAGCUAGCCGAGGCUCUGGAUAUCUUUAUUCUUUAGUCUCUGUUUCCAUAACCGCCGUGUUGAUCUAAUUUUAUUGACCUCAUGUGACCGUGUUAAGUUUGCUUGUUAGCUGUUGACUCAGCGCCUCCUCUCCUCUCCCCCCCUCCAAAAUACGUUAAUACAUACAUAUGUAAUUAUACAUAAUUAUCGAACCAAUAAUAUUUGUGUUUACUACCAAUUCCACCUAUUCCCGCCCUGAAUGAAUCCCGCUUUUUCGUUUGCAUACAUAUGUUCUAUUUGCUCUGCUGUCAUUUUGUUAUUUUUAUUUGUACGGUGUCAUGGCACUAGAUAUUUGUAUUUAACCGGUUUGUCAAAAGGUUAAUUACGCCACAUUCACUGUCACACAUCUACACUAUGACACACCCUGUUGCCAGUAACAGGCAAAAACUUAUUGAUGAGAGCCAGGUGAGAGCUCUAAGCCAAAAUGGGCAGAAACCGGAGUCUGAAAAGUGAUAUUUUUGAAUGCCUCUCAAGUGAAAUAUAUAGAGAAAAGGUAUUAUAUUGAAUAGAGUAGCAAAGUAUGAAUAUAAUUUUAUCUUCAUUUAACUACUAUUUAAUGUAGGCAAAUUGUAUUUAAUUUUUUGAAUAACAAAAAAGAGAAAAGUGAACUUUUUAACCAUGAUUCUAAACCAACCAGCUCAACUUACGAAAGAUUUUUAAUGUUUUAAACAAAAAGAAAAGGUUUUUCUCCGGAAACGUAGACUUUUAUAAAGCGGCAUGCGAUGUUUUUUCCAUUAUCUGAUUGGUAUAUAAUCUAUAAAAUUUAUAUAAGGAUAGUUUAGAUAAGAACUGCACCUUAACGAUAGCUGCAACCCAAGUAGACCACCAAGCAGAAAAUUCAAGCAAUCUGCAUUGACUUCCCCCACCCACCGUACAGUGGGUCAAUGGAAAUCCGAACUGGCGCAGCCCUUGCCCACUCCCACUAAUUGGCAAUGUUUUGAUGACUGACUGACUAACUGGUGGAACGUACAGUGGGCCGUAAAAGUCUGUGGUGCCCACCGUACUCGAACGAUCGAAUGGUGUAAACAUUUUCGAGCCCAUCUAUGGUCCGAAAACCAAGAAGACAGAGAGCAUUAAUUUAUGCGGGCCCGGUCAAUUGAAAUUCGUGUGGCUUAGUAACCUUCAGCAACUAUUAGAUAACUAUAUUACCCUCAUACCAGUGGACACUUAACCAAUGUAUGUGUAUGGGUGUGCAUUUACCCACCUACCUAUAAACAUAUAAAUAUAUAUAUAUAUAUACAUACAUACAGUCGUAUGCCUUAUCAAAGUGAACAUUAAUCAAUUUACUUAAUCGAAUGAAAACGUUUACAAUUGUGUAGUAUUUUAUGAGUACAUAGGACAAUUUCAUGUUGGAUUUCAGUUAAUGAUCAGUCGAAUUAAGUGUGUAAUGACUAUAUAAACCAAACAUAAAGCAUAAUGCAAAUCAAACGCCUCAAUCACUUCGAAUACAUUGCCCUUGCACUUGAAUUAUCGUAAUUUCUAUUUAACUUUUCAAAACAGCAUCUUUAUAAAGCAUCAAUACAAAUUAUAUCUAGUGAAAAUAU